UCAUGUGACAUGAGGCUGGGCCUGGCAUGGCGGCCGUGUUGAAGGCUAUGCACUGAGCUCCGGUGAAUCAAAUCCCAACCGUAUAUUGUUUCAGGGCAGCUCCAUGGCGGAAAGAGGCUUUGACGUGUCCGCCCUCCCCAAGGAGGUGAGGGAGCAGAUGGCAGAGUUGGAGCUCGAGCUGUCAGAAGGUGAUAUCACCCAGAAAGGCUAUGAGAAGAAGCGGGCGAAACUGCUUGCUCCAUAUAUCCCACAAACCCAAGGUGUUGACCCAGCACUGCAGAAGGAUAAUAGAAAUCAGACGUCAUCAACUGCAGCUCCAGCACAGUCCUCCAAGUACCAUAGAGCCAGAUCUGGGGGCGCCAGAGAUGAACGUUACCGCUCAGAUAUCCAUACAGAAGCGGUUCAAGCUGCUUUGGCUAAACAUAAAGAGCAGAAGAUGGCCUUGCCAAUGCCAACCAAAAGGCGGUCAACUUUUGUGCAGUCUCCAGCAGACACAUGUACACCUCCAGAUACGUCAUCUGCAUCGGAGGAUGAGGGUUCCCUGAGACGCCAGGCAGUACUGUCUGCAGUCCUGGCUCAGAGUUUACAGAACACAGAAUCAUGGAUCAACAAAUCUGUGCAGGGUUCAUCAACGUCGUCCUCCGCCUCGUCUACAUUGUCACAUGGAGAAGUAAAGAGCACCAGUGGAUCAUUAGCUGAUGCCCUGUCGAACAUUCAUAUAGAAAGUUUCUCAGCUCCACCUGAUGUCACCGCCACCACAAGCACCACCACAACCUCUUCAUCCUCUUCGUCGUCCUUGUCCUCUGUGAGGCCAGCAAGCAUGGACUUGCCCCCUGGGGGUAUAGUGAAGGGAAUGCACAAGGCAGCUAGACGAUCAAGCCUCAUGGACACUGCGGAUGGUGUCGCUGUGAAUACUCGCGUGUCUACAAAAAUACAACAGUUACUUAAUACCUUGAAAAGACCAAAAAGGCCACCCUUAAAAGAGUUCUUUGUGGAUGAUUUUGAAGAGAUUGUGGAAGUUCCUAGACCAGAUCCAAACCAACCAAAACCUGAAGGUCGUCAAAUGACCCCUGUCAAAGGGGAGCCCCUGGGUGUGGUGUGUAACUGGCCUCCAUCCGUCGAAGCAGCUUUACAGCGCUGGGGAACCACGCAAGCAAAAUGCUCUUGUCUUACCGCUCUUGAUGUGACUGGGAAACCUGUUUACACUUUAACGUACGGCAAGCUAUGGACCAGAAGUGUAAGACUGGCUUAUACGCUGCUCAACAAACUGGGAACAAAAAACGAACAAGUGCUGAGACCAGGAGACAGGGUGGCCCUGGUUUACCCCAACAGUGAUCCAGUGAUGUUCAUGGUUGCUUUUUACGGCUGUCUCCUGGCAGAAGUGAUCCCAGUGCCGAUUGAGGUACCUCUUACUAGAAAGGAUGCUGGCGGACAUCAGAUUGGAUUCUUACUGGGAAGCUGUGGUGUGAAACUUGCUCUUACUACCGAGGUUUGCUUGAAGGGACUGCCAAAAACACAGAAUGGGGAGAUUGUGCAAUUCAAAGGGUGGCCAAAACUCAAAUGGGUUGUGACAGACUCCAAAUACCUUUCCAAGUCACCAAAGGACUGGCAGCCAAACAUUACUACGGCUGGUACGGAGCCAGCAUACAUUGAGUAUAAAACGAGUAAAGAAGGGAGCGUAAUGGGAGUCACCGUGUCAAGAAUCGCAAUGCUUUCUCACUGUCAAGCCCUGUCCCAGGCAUGCAACUAUACAGAGGGAGAAACGGUUGUUAAUGUCCUCGAUUUUAAGAGGGAUGCUGGUCUGUGGCACGGCAUACUAACGAAUGUAGUUAACAAGAUACACAUGAUCAGUGUGCCGUAUGCCGUGAUGAAAGCGUGCCCGUUAUCUUGGGUGCAGAGAGUUCACGCCAAUAAAGCCAGAGUUGCUGUGGUCAAGUGCCGGGACCUACACUGGGCGAUGAUUGCACACAGAGAACAAAAGGAUAUCAGUUUGGCCUCACUCCGCAUGCUCAUUGUAACAGAUGGAGCUAAUCCCUGGUCAGUGUCCUCCUGCGAUGCUUUCUUGAGUUUGUUCCAAAAUUACGGGCUUAAACCUGAAGCCAUUUGCCCAUGUGCCACAUCUCCUGAAGCCAUGACAGUAGCCAUUAGAAGACCUGGAAUACCGGGAGCCCCUCUUCCCGGUAGAGCUAUCCUCUCUAUGAACGGCCUGAGUUAUGGAGUCAUCCGGGUAAACACAGAAGACAAGAACUCGGCUCUCACAGUACAGGAUGUGGGGCACGUGAUGCCAGGAAGUGUAAUGUGCAUUGUAAAACCAGAAGGAUUACCUCAGUUAUGCAAAACCGACGAGAUUGGAGAAAUAUGCGUGAGUUGCAAGGCGGGCGGCAUUAUGUAUUACGGGCUGGCAGGUGUGACCAAGAACACGUUCGAGGUUUUACCAGUGAGUUCCACAGGAUCUCCUAUAGGAGAAACCCCUUUCAUUCGGACCGGUUUACUUGGGUUUGUGGGCCCUGGCAGCUUAGUAUUUGUGGUGGGAAAAAUGGACGGCACCCUGGUGGUGAGUGGCCGUCGGCAUAACGCGGAUGACAUUGUGGCAACAGCCCUGGCUGUGGAGUCAUUGAAAACCUUGUACAGAGGAAGGAUUGCGGUCUUUUCAGUCCCUGUGUUUUAUGACGAGCGGAUAGUUGUGGUAGCAGAACAGCGCCCCGAUGCCUCAGAAGAAGAUUCCUUUCAGUGGAUGAGCCGCGUGUUGCAGGCCAUUGACAGCAUUCACCAGGUUGGGGUAUACUGUCUUGCCCUUGUACCUGCCAAUACAUUGCCAAAAACUCCACUGGGAGGGAUUCACCUGUCUCAGACAAAACAGCACUUUCUGGAAGGCAACCUUCACCCGUGUAACAUCCUCAUGUGUCCUCACACGUGUGUCACCAACCUGCCAAAGCCACGACAGAAGCAACCAGGAGUUGGACCGGCUUCCGUUAUGGUUGGCAAUCUGGUUGCAGGAAAGAGAAUUGCUCAGGCAUCAGGCCGAGAUUUGGGACAAAUUGAAGAGAAUGACUUAGUGAAAAAGCACCAAUUCCUGACCGAGAUCUUGCAAUGGCGGGCGCAGACAACACCUGAACACGUGCUCUUUAUACUGCUUAAUGCCAAGGGAACAGCAGUGUGCACAGCGUCCUGUCUGCAGCUGCACAAGCGAGCAGAGAGGAUAGCAGCCGCGCUGUGUGAUAAAGGUCACCUCAAUGCCGGAGACAACGUGGUGCUCCUCUAUCCUCCUGGAAUUGAGCUGAUCGCUGCGUUUUAUGGCUGUCUGUAUGCCGGCUGCAUUCCUGUAACUGUCCGACCUCCGCAUGCACAAAACCUCACUGCCACGUUACCUACAGUGCGGAUGAUUGUAGAUGUAAGUAAAGCUUCCUGCAUUCUCACAACACAAAGCUUGCUGAGGUUGCUGAAGUCCAAAGAAGCAGCAGCAGCUGUGGAUGUGAAGACGUGGCCAACAAUUAUUGAGACAGAUGAUUUGCCCAGGAAAAGAGCUCCUCAGAUGUACAAACCACCCACCCCGGAAAUGCUGGCAUACCUGGAUUUCAGUGUUAGCACAACUGGCAUGCUCACAGGUGUGAAGAUGUCCCAUGGAGCUGUAAAUGCUCUCUGUCGCUCCAUAAAGCUGCAGUGUGAGCUGUACUCUACCCGUCAGAUUGCCAUCUGUCUGGAUCCUUACUGUGGACUUGGCUUCGUACUUUGGUGCCUUUGUGGUGUUUAUUCAGGUCACCAGUCAAUAUUAAUUCCUCCUAUGGAGUUGGAAUCAAACCUAUUCUUGUGGCUGUCUGCAGUGAGUCAGUACAAAAUUAGAGACACUUUCUGUUCCUAUUCUGUAAUGGAGAUGUGCUCAAAGGGACUCGGAAGUCAGAUCGAGGUGCUGAAGACAAAAGGCAUUAACCUUUCCUACGUACGGACGUGUGUGGUGGUUGCAGAGGAACGACCAAGAGUUGCGCUGACCUACUCUUUUUCAAAGCUGUUCAAGGACCUUGGUCUGUCUCCUCGAGCUGUCAGUACUACUUUUGGCUCAAGAGUCAAUACGGCAAUAUGUUUACAGGGAACCUCAGGGCCAGAUCCCACAACUGUGUAUGUGGAUCUCAAAUCGCUUCGGCAUGACAGGGUACGCUUGGUGGAGAGGGGGUCUCCGCAGAGUUUACUUCUUAUGGAGUCUGGAAAGAUUUUACCUGGAGUCACGGUGAUCAUUGUUAAUCCAGAGACCAAAGGACCAUUGGGGGAUUCUCAUUUGGGAGAGGUAUGGGUGAAUAGCCCCCAUACGGCCAGUGGAUACUACACAAUAUAUGACAGUGAAAGUCUACAAGCUGAUCAUUUCAACACCAAGCUUAGCUUUGGCGACACACAGACCCUCUGGGCGAAAACGGGAUACCUUGGCUUUGUCCGGAGAACAGAAUUAACGGACGCAAGUGGCGAACGUCAUGAUGCACUGUAUGUUGUUGGAGCACUGGAUGAAACACUGGAGUUAAGGGGAUUACGUUAUCACCCAACAGAUAUUGAAACAUCGGUUUCUCGAACACACAGGAGCAUCGCUGAGUGCGCUGUUUUCACAUGGACCAACUUACUAGUGGUAGUGGUGGAGUUGUGUGGCUCAGAGCAGGAGGCCCUGGACUUGGUUCCUCUAGUAACUAACGUGGUGCUAGAAGAGCAUUACUUGAUUGUUGGUGUGGUGGUGGUCGUGGACCCCGGAGUUAUACCCAUCAAUUCCAGAGGAGAGAAGCAGCGGAUGCAUCUGCGGGACAGUUUCCUGGCCGACCAGUUGGACCCUAUUUACGUAGCCUACAACAUGUAAAGAUCACAGACUCAAACAGCCUGAAUCACCCACUUAUUCUUUGACAAAUUUCACGUAAAAUACCUAUGCCUGAUGAUAGUUUGAACUUUGUAUUUUCUUUUUUUGUUUGUUUUAACUUUUAGUAGACCACAAUCUGUCUGCAUUAUUUUAUUAAAGGGAACACUGUGCUAAUGUAGCAUUAUAAAGCAGAUCACUGGAUAUUUAGCUACACCUUCACUGCAGAAUUGACCGCACGAGUCCAACAUGCAGUCUGCAUUCCUGUGGCGCUGCAGGGGUUAAAUGGGGGA
Messenger RNA from Spea bombifrons (plains spadefoot toad), 5118 nucleotides. It is a transcript of the gene DIP2B, whose product is annotated as disco interacting protein 2 homolog B. The transcript has 38 exons. NCBI's taxonomy places the organism in Eukaryota, Metazoa, Chordata, Amphibia, Anura, Pelobatidae. The record is from RefSeq and is a predicted model, not a curated record. Bases 104 to 4831 code for a protein of 1575 amino acids.